Messenger RNA from Amphibalanus amphitrite, 816 nucleotides. RefSeq lists its product as uncharacterized. Gene Ontology annotation, molecular function: nucleic acid binding. Lineage: Eukaryota; Metazoa; Arthropoda; Thecostraca; Balanomorpha; Balanidae. Bases 1 to 816 code for a protein of 271 amino acids. The record is from RefSeq and is a predicted model, not a curated record. The transcript has a single exon.
AUGAAGGUGACCGGACGGGUAACGCGCAGAGAGGCGGUGCGCUCCCGCGCGAUCGGGUUGCUGGAAGGUGGCGUGGCGCAGGGGGUUGUCGCAGAGAAGCUGGGCGUCGAUCGGACCACUGUCUACCGGUGGUGGAAACGUUUUCGCGACGGCAAACCGUUAGCCGACAAGAAACGUUCAGGCCGGCCGCGUGCCGUGUCCAACGUCGCCAGAAUCGUCUGUGCCAAAGCUGCUGGCAAGCGUGGCCAAAGCGUCAGGAAAUUGGCCACGCGGCUGACGCGAAAGGGUUACCCGGUGUCAAAGUCGGGUGUCCAUCGGUUCAUGACCCAGUUGAAGCAUUUCCGGUCGUACAAAAGAUCAAAACAGCCGAAAAUGACAAGAAAACAAAAGCUUGCAAGAUUGGAAUUUUGCAAGAGGGUAAAAAAUUGGGGCUUCGAUGAGUUCAAGAACGUCAUCUGGUCCGACGAGUCCAUCUUCGAAAUCCAGCACACGCCAAAUCGGCAAAACGAUCGAGUCUGGGCGAAAUCUCGCGACGAAGUGCCCCCGGUUGAAACCAUCAAGCACCCCGCGAAACUCAUGGUGUGGGGCGGAAUGACCGCACAGGGCCUGACUGAACUUCACGUGGUGCCAAAAAACCAGACUGUCAACACCGCUUACUACGUGUCCGAGAUUCUGGAGGGCUCACUUCUGCCGGCGGUCAACCGUAAGAGCAGCAAUGGCGGUGUCACGGAGAAGAAAAUCGUCGACCGGAGGUCAGCAGGAAUUUUUAUGCAAGAUGGCGCACCAGCACACACCGCCAAGCGGACACAAGAAUGA